This is a messenger RNA of Sander lucioperca (pikeperch), 6208 nucleotides long. RefSeq names its product potassium voltage-gated channel subfamily H member 7. Lineage: Eukaryota; Metazoa; Chordata; Actinopteri; Perciformes; Percidae. Gene Ontology annotation, biological process: regulation of ventricular cardiac muscle cell membrane repolarization; membrane repolarization during action potential; regulation of heart rate by cardiac conduction. Gene Ontology annotation, cellular component: membrane. The record is from RefSeq and is a predicted model, not a curated record. The transcript has 15 exons. Gene Ontology annotation, molecular function: inward rectifier potassium channel activity. The coding region runs from base 410 to 3895 and encodes 1161 amino acids.
UGCACGAGGCUGGGAUUUAUCCUUACCCGAGGUGGAGAGGAAACUAAGUCCCAUGGGAGCAACGUCACUCCCCUCGGCAUAUCCACCACUGUCCGCUACAUGCGCCCAACACAGAGGACGUCAAGAUCGCUUCCAUCCUCAACGCGAAAUGCUUUGCGGACUGAAUCUAACUCGAGCAUUCCUCCCCGAUUCCGUGCGUUUCGGCGAGGAGGCAUUCGCAUGCUCAGGCAUACAAGCGGGCUAAACAAGUCCUCGGCGAAGUAGGAAGGUCAUUUUAAGUGGAGUGAGGGCUCGCGUCGAGUAUGGUCUGUGGUAAAGGGAACAUCAGAAAGAGCCAACAUCUGUAACUUCGGGAUUAACUUGUAAAGGCGCGUUUUACUGGAGACUGUGGGGUAUUCAGUGUUUAAACAUGCCUGUAAGAAGAGGUCACGUUGCGCCACAAAACACAUUCCUUGGAAUGAUUAUUCGGAAAUUCGAGGGACAGAACCGGAAAUUUUUGAUAGCCAACGCAAGGGUGGAGAACUGUGCAAUCAUAUACUGCAAUGACGGCUUCUGUGAGAUGACAGGCUUCUCAAGACCGGACAUCAUGCAGAAGCCAUGCACCUGCGACUUCCUCCACGGCAACUUGACCGAUAAAGAGGCCAUCAGCCAGGUGGCACAGGCUGUGUUUGGGUCAGAGGAGCGCAAGGUGGAGAUCACCUACUACCGCAAGGAUGGGUCUGACUUUCAGUGUAACAUUCACGUAAUCCCUGUGAAAAAUGAGGAGGGUUUGGUGAUGAUGUUUAUCUUAAAUUUUGAUUACGUCGUGGAUGAGGAAAGUGACAACUCCACAGAGAAGAUAAGCCCAACGUCCCCUACAAAGUCAGAUCACAGGAGCAGUAGAUUCUUUCGCUUCCGCCAGGCCGCUUUGAGCCUAAUGAAUACCAAGCAAUCUCUUCCGCAAGAGGACCCAGAUGCUGUGAUGGUGGACCCGCCCAAAGAGAAUGAGGUGGCCCUGCAGAACUUACCGUCACCCACCAAGAGCAUUUGCAGUCCCAUUGAGACCAAUGACACGCAUGGCCUUAUAGGCUCCAACCACCACUCUCCUCAGGCUAAUGUCGGCUCUGAACCACUUGACCAUUCAUCCCCUAAACUCCUCUGGGAGAACCUAUACCAGACAGAGCCCCACCAGUCCUCCUCUGCUCUGUCAAACACCUUCCCCAGAGGCAGCGUCAACAGCAUGAGGCGAGCCUCAUCUGUCCAUGAAAUUGAGGCCUACAGCUCCAAUUCCAAAAGCAUAUUCAGAUAUGGUCAAACCAGUGAAGGUCCUUUUAAUCACGUGAAGUCCAGCCUGCUUUGCUCUACCUCUGAUUCUAACAUCAACAAGUAUAGCACCAUCAGCAGGAUCCCUCUGAUUGCACUCACCUUCUCUGAGGGGACUGAUAAGAAGACUCAUUCUCCGCCAACAUCCGAGACGACCAUCAUAGCACCAAAAGUCAAAGACAGAACUCACAAUGUCACAGAAAAAGUCACACAGGUCCUGUCACUCGGAGCUGAUGUGCUACCAGAGUACAAACUCCAGACAGCGCGCAUUGACAAGUUCACCAUUCUCCACUACAGCCCAUUCAAAGCUGUGUGGGACUGGCUGAUCCUGCUGCUGGUCAUCUACACUGCAAUCCUCACUCCCUACUCUGCUGCUUUUCUUCUCAAUGACACAGAGGAGCAGAAGAGGCGUGAAUGCGGAUACUCCUGCAGCCCUCUUAAUGUAGUGGAUUUAAUGGUGGACAUCAUGUUCAUCAUUGACAUCCUCAUAAACUUCAGGACCACUUACGUAAACCUGAACGAGGAGGUGGUCAGCGAUCCAGCUAAGAUUGCAAUCCAUUACUUUAAAGGCUGGUUCCUUAUAGACAUGGUGGCGGCAAUCCCCUUUGACCUUCUUAUCUUUGGCUCAGGCUCAGAUGAGACCACCACUCUGAUUGGCCUGUUGAAGACAGCUAGGCUCCUGCGAUUGGUGCGUGUAGCCAGGAAGCUGGACCGCUACUCUGAGUAUGGUGCUGCAGUCCUCAUGCUGCUCAUGUGCAUCUUUGCCCUCAUUGCCCACUGGCUAGCCUGUAUAUGGUAUGCCAUUGGCAAUGUGGAGAAACCCUACUUGGAGCACAAGAUUGGCUGGCUAGACAAUCUGGGCGUGUCCAUAGGAAAGAGAUACAACUACAGCGACCCAAGCUCUGGUCCCUCUAUCAAGGACAAGUAUGUGACAGCACUUUACUUCACCUUCAGCAGUCUGACCAGCGUGGGCUUUGGAAAUGUUUCCCCAAACACCAACUCAGAGAAGAUCUUUUCCAUCUGUGUCAUGUUGAUCGGCUCCCUCAUGUAUGCCAGUAUUUUUGGAAACGUCUCUGCCAUCAUCCAGAGGUUGUACUCGAGUACGGCCCGAUAUCAUGCUCAAAUGUUACGGGUCAAGGAGUUCAUACGCUUUCACCAGAUUCCCAACCCGUUGAGGCAGAGGCUGGAAGAGUACUUCCAACACUCCUGGGCCUACACCAACGGCAUUGAUAUGAACACGGAGGUGUUAAAAGGUUUUCCUGAGUGCCUGCAGGCAGAUAUAUGCCUUCAUCUCAACAAGAGUCUUCUUCAAAACUGCAAAGCAUUCCAAGGAGCCUCCAAAGGCUGCCUGAGGGCCUUGGCCAUGCACUUCAAAACCACUCAUGCCCCACCUGGAGACACUCUGGUCCACAGUGGUGAUGUGCUUACCGCUCUCUACUUUCUGUCCCGCGGCUCUAUUGAGGUCCUUAAAGAUGACAUUGUGGUAGCCAUCCUUGGAAUAAAUGACAUAUUUGGAGAAAUGAUCCAUCUAUUUGCCAAGCCUGGGAAGUCCAACGCUGAUGUGCGAGCUCUGAGUUACUGUGACCUGAGCACCAUUCAGAGGGAAGAUCUGCUUGAGGUGAUAGACAUGUACCCAGAGUUUGCCGACUACUUCUUCAACAACCUGGAGCUUACCUUCAACCUCAGAGAUGAGUCUCCAAAGCCAUCAGGCUCCCAAGGCGGGGAUUCAGGCGGCGAGGCCAGUAAGAGCAUUAAAAGAAGGAUCUCUUUUACACCAGAUGUAUCUAAAGGGGGAAACAAGGAAGUUGUUAAACCCUUGGGGAGGGGGAGGGAGUCUAACUCGUGCCUGAAGAUAAGUUCAGAAUUCCUGGGUCCUUCUCCACCCAAUGCCCCAAUCCUGGACUCCAAUCUUAUUGUCAGAGACAACAAAAAGAGAAGACCAUCUUUUGAAGAUCUGUGCUGUGAUAAAUGGGCCUGUAAGAAGCCUACGGACUACCUGGAUGAGUCAGCACAGUUGCAGGACCUGAGAGACGAUAAUUCUGCCAGCGAGAUCACGUAUGGAGAGUUGGAACACCGCUUAGGUCAGCUUCAAGAGCACUUAAACAGGCUGGAGUCUCAGCUGAUGACAGAUAUUCAGACCAUCCUGCAGCUGCUGCAAAGACAACCGACACUGGGACCUCCAGCCUAUAGCACUGUGACUGCCAGUCCAGACUAUCACAGACCUGCUGUGAAGGUCCAGCCAGUUGCUCUGACUGCAAGAGAUUUUUUCAGCCAUACAGGAACUCAAGGCCCCAGCGUCCAACUGGAGAAGGCCAUUCAGGAAUCCAAAGACUCUCUGUCGAGCUUGGCCAACUUGAAUGCGCCCAUUGAGGGCAGCCUUACAUCAUUACUUGUACAAAGACAUACAGAGCCACAACAGCAACGACAGCAGCAACAACAGCAACCGAUCCCAGGGCAUCAACAGUCUGCACUGAUCCUUCUUCCAACUGAAACCUCUUCCACCUCCUCAUCCUCCCAAGCCCCUUCUGACUCCAACCUGAACAUCCCUGGACUCCAUACACCUGUCUCAGACCAAGAGUUUCCAAGGCCAUAAACCUUCCAGCAGCACAGUGUUCAUAUAUCUGGGUUGUACUUUAAGUAGCAUCAUUUGAGCAGCAUGCUGGCACAGACAUCUGUGUUGUCCAUUUGCUAUGGCUUGAUAAUAGCAGUAAGAUGUGUUUUUUUUCAUUGUGCAUGUGGAUAAAAAACUGUUCGCUGCAGUUAACAGUAUGUCAAAUUGUUUUCUGCAGUUAUCAGUGUAAUAACAAUGGUUACAUAUUGUGACAUUCAUUUUAUCAACACAGUAGCCCUCUGAUGGACCCUUUAAGCAUCAUCCCACACACACUCAAAAUGUACAUGUAGAUGUCCAACCAAUCAGGAUGAACCUAGUCAACCACACAGAAAGUGGCCCUAUACAGCACUUCCCCAUAUACUAAGUCUACAGCUUCCUAACUAAGUUCAACUUAAUGGGCAGGGAUGCUGGUUAAAGGGCGCCAUCUGGUUGUGAUAGAACUAAAACUACAACACUUAAUCAACUUUCUGUUUCACCCAGGCUUUGUACUCUAAUGGGCUCUAAUGGAUUAUGUACCACUCCUUGUGCCACAACAUUUCAUGUCCCAAAACACAAUUGGUCAUGCUGGGCUGAGUGGGCCACAAGGCUAGAGUCAGCCAUAAUGAACACCUCACCUAGUGUUUGCAAAUGGGUUUCAAGCACCAGUGCACCAGUCCAACUACAUUCACAACUUUAUUCGUGGACCCCAGGAAACAGAUCUGACAACCUUGACCAUCAGAGAGAUGUGUCCCUCCCUCCAUCAUUACUUGCUAAGCAAGAGGAGCUGACUGACCUACCUCACACUAGACAGGUCGCAAUGUCUAGCAACACCCAUCACCCAGGCCGUAGCCACUAUAGCUCACCUGUGCAGCAGAUGGCGGACGGCCCAAAAAAACUGCAAGUGCAUACACAGCAUGACUCAAGCCAACUGCUCCACAACAUCCUGAGGUAAGGUACCUUUAGGUGCUGAGCAUGCUUGGAAAGAUCCAGGGAGAGACCAGAAGCACAGACUUAUGGCAAAGACCAAAGACUCAAAAACUCAAAAACCACUCAAAGUCGUUCCUGGUCCGUGGAAGACUAGGACCAGGACUAAAGAUCGUAUGUGCUGGCUGGAGGAGACCCAUCUCUGUCACCAGGUUGUCCAGGCAGUUUACAACCUGAGACUUAGAAGCAAGAAUGAAAGCCAAAGCUAGAGCCCUGCAUGACUUUGUGUCCUCAUUGCCAUCAUGCAUGUACUGUAUUAGUACCCAAAGCAUGAGGAUGUAACAUUUUCACUACAGGAAUAUAAUGACACAGACAUUCUUCCUCCAUUUGCUGAAACAUUUGCAUGGCAACUGACUCUUAGGCACUGACAAGGCCAUAGGUUGAAACACAUAUGGUGAAGUUCCACUGCUGGGAUAAACCUGGUAAGUCCUGUUAGAGCCUGUUAAGAGUCUAAACCUUGUGCAAAUACAGACUCUGCCACUCAGAGAGCCUGCAUAUGAACAGACUAUACAAACUAUUUUCUGCAGCUAUUAGUGUAAUACAACAUUAUUACAAAGGUGUGAGAACAGUUUUCUUAUCCUUAGUAGUAGUCUUAUCCUUCUUUGAAGUGUGACUCAGGGUUUAUGGAAAAUUGCACUGCAAUAUACAGUACAGUAUCAAGUAUACUGUAGUUUUCUUUUUUAAACGAUGUGCAUUAUUACUGCAGUCGCUGACGUGCACCUACUGUACGACGUUAAGCCAACAGAACACACCAUACAUGCUUGUCUGGGCAGAUAUCAUAACAUGCAGAUUUACAAAUACUCUGUCUGUAAAUAAUGCUGUUAUCCCAGAGCUAUAGGCCUCUGACAAACAAGUAUGGUGUAGAUAUUUCUACAUGGCAGUGCAUGUGUUUUAUAUUUAUAUAUUUACUGUUUUGCACUGUUUAUGAGCCCAAAGUAGCACAUUUCAACAUAAAAUGAUGUCAGCAUAUUUGUCUCUUUUUAGGAUGUAUUUAGAGGGUGUGUUGGGAGAGAGGGGGACACAUUGAACGUGCAUAAGCAGGCCUCAGAGAGGGUCUUGUGCCUAUACAACCAAUCUAAAUGCUAAGUCAGCAUCAUCUUCAUGUAUAACUAACCAUGACAUUGACAAAGCAUAUCGUUUCCCUGAACUGUUUUUAUUGGCAAUGUACAAUAAAGUUAAAAUGCUAUUAGAUAAUUGUUAGAAAGUAAAUACAUUACAUGCAAGAUGUAAAAAAAAAGAAGUAAAUUAUAUGAGAAACUAUUUAGCACAACAGUAAGUACAUAUGUUUGUUUUGAAGAUGUGGGAGUAAUAAAUGAAAACACUUUUAGUUUU